Messenger RNA from Macrobrachium nipponense, 747 nucleotides. RefSeq lists its product as uncharacterized. The transcript has 2 exons. The record is from RefSeq and is a predicted model, not a curated record. Lineage: Eukaryota; Metazoa; Arthropoda; Malacostraca; Decapoda; Palaemonidae. Bases 1 to 747 code for a protein of 248 amino acids.
AUGCUGGUCGACACUGAGGCCAUGCAAUCGGUGUUCCCGCCAUCAGCAGAGGACCACAGCCGCACCCCUGACGCCCUAGCCACCCUCGUAGCCGCCAACGGGACCCCCAUUCACUCCUAUGGCACCAAGACCCAGACCAUCACAUUCCUUGGUCAGACCUACACCUGGCCCUUCGUCAUCGCGGACGUCAGAGCCCCACUCCUCAGUGCAGAUUUCCUGGCCCACCAUGGGCUUCUAGUGGAUGAGUUCCCAGACACUUUUAGACCCGAGCUCCACCAGGUGGCAGGAGCCGCACCUAAGCAUGGUGUGUACCCCCACAUCGAGACCAAGGGCCCCCCAACUCACGCAAAGUUCUGCUGCCUCCCGCCAAAAUUCCUCCAGGAAGCCAAGAAUGCAUUUACUGAAAUGGAGCAGAUGGGCAUCGGCAAGAAGGCUGCGAGGCCAUGGGCAUCCCCCCUCCACAUGGUAAGGAAGGCAGAUGGUGCAUGGAGGCCCUGUAGGGACUACUGCCACCUCAACCUUGUCACAACGCCCAACAGCUUCUCCCUGCCAAACAUGCAGGACCUCACCGGACCCCUCCACUGGACAAAGAUCUUUCCAAAGGUGGACCUUCUAAAACCUACUUUCAGGUUCCCGUCCAUCCUGAUAACUUCCCUUAGACAGCAAUCAUAUCGCCUUUUGGGUCCAUCGUGUUCCCCUUCUCCACCUUUGGCCUGCGGAAUGCUGGAGCUACCUUCCAGCGCCUAA